CAAUAAUAUACCGACUCUGGAGCAUUUCGCAUUUCAUUUUUGUUUAUAAUCACCACUUCCAAAUAACUGGUUUGUAUCCUCUGUCUCUUCUCCCAUCUUAGAUUGCAGUAGGACCUAGAAGAUGUCCCAAAAGCAACUGUUCGCUGCUUUUGACGUAACCCGCCAAGUCUUCUACCGCUCUUCCCUUUCCGUUGGGAUUGUCAACCUCAAACCUCUUUUACCAGGCCAUGUACUAAUCGUGCCCAAACGUGUUGUCCCAAGGCUCGCUGAUCUGGAAGCCAAUGAAGUAUCAGAUCUUUUUCUUUCGGUCCAGCAUAUUGGCAAGGUUCUUGAAGAUGUCUACAAAGCACGGGCUAUGACAGUUUCUCUGCAGGACGGCGUCGCUGCUGGACAGUCGGUGCCGCAUGUGCACAUACACCUAAUCCCCCGUCAUCCUACAGAUUAUGACGGAAAGAACGAUCGAAUAUACCCACUUCUAGAGCAGUCUGAGAAGCAGCUCCAUGGCGAUUUGAAAAAUUCAGAUGUACCAGUUGCGAAUGGCAGGGAUGAUGAUGGUCAAACCGAGGCGCAGGUGGGGAAAUGGGAGGUCCCGAAGGAUGAAGAUAGAAAGCCUAGGAGUAUGGAGGAGAUGGAGAGAGAGGCCAACUGGCUGGCUAGUUUCUUUAAAAGCAGCACGAAUAGUUUAUAGUUUAGAGGUUGGGGAACACCAGUUCUACCCGCACUGCAAAAGUCAACAAUACAUAAUUAGACUUGUCGUUUGGAUGAAGUUGUUAUUAUAUAGUUACAAUAAUAUACAGUCAUACAGACAGAUAUGGUACAAAUUAACGAA
Molecule: messenger RNA, 829 nt
Organism: Cryptococcus deneoformans JEC21
Lineage: Eukaryota; Fungi; Basidiomycota; Tremellomycetes; Tremellales; Cryptococcaceae
Product: nucleoside-triphosphatase, putative
Exons: 4
Coding region: 122-688 (188 amino acids)
Molecular function (GO): catalytic activity
Source: RefSeq, a predicted model, not a curated record